GCCCGCCCCACCCCCGAGCCGAGCGGGCGGAAGCGCGGAGGUGGCUGCGAGAUGGACCGCAGCCUUCCACUUUUCUCCACCCAGGACAGCCCCUUUGGGGAUGCUCCCUUGAAACAAAGUCACUACUGGCCAUCGAGAAGCCAGACCUGGCACCCCAAGAUGAAGACACCCACCAGUGUGUGCCAGCCCAAUGGCAAGGGAGUGGUCACUAGAGGGAAGGAAGACGUGAUAGAAAUGAGGAAGCCGAGCCCAUCCAGGAACCAGAGAUCCAGACUCCCAGCAGCUCCCGAGGCUCCUGCCACUGGUCCCAACUCCCCUACACGUCCUAACUCCUCUGAGCUGUUUGAGGAGUCCUGGCCAUCCAGUUCAGGGACCUCUUCCCCACCCAGCACCACUGAGGGACAGAUGGGAGGCUCCCCAUCACCCACCCUGAUUGACAGUGGGGAUUCUGUGGUGGCCAAGUACAUAAACAGAUUCCGCCAGGCUCAGCCAACAAGCCGAGAGGAACGGCAGCCUCCAGGCCCAACCCCAGCUGACUUUUGGUGGCUUCAUCCUGAAUCUCCAGACCUCAGCAGUCCACUUGCAUCAGGAGCCAGUGAACCAGAAGGAAGAUCCAAUACAGCUGUCCCGACUCUUGCCAAGAUGACCAGUGCAUCUCAGGUUAAGGCUAUGGCCCCCCUUCAGGAAAUAAAGCAGAACCUCUACACAUGGAACUCCCCUCUGCUGGACCUGGAGACACUGAGCCUGCAAAGCAGAGCUGCCAGACUGCUCAAACGCAGCAAGGCCUCCACCUCCUCCUCCCUCAGCCCCAGUGAUGCCAGCACCUCCUCAUUGCCCACCAGCUCUGAUGGCCUCUCUCCCUCUACCAUGACCUUCACCCCUGACUCCAGCAAGGACUAUGACCCCAGGGUACCUGCAACCUCAGCAGUGGACCCCAUACCUGUUCCUACCCCGGCCUCCACCGGAGCACCUCUGAGGCCAGAGGAUGAUAUUUUAUACCAGUGGCGGCAGCGGAGGAAGCUUGAACAGGCCCAGAAACUUGAACAGGCUCCAGAAAGAGGCCAGGGGGAUGGAACCUGGGUGCUGCCUAGGAACCCUACCCGCCACACUCCAGUUUCUGUCCCCAUCACUUUGCAGACUUCUCCUGCCCCUGUGGAGACCCUUGGUUCCAUGGGAACCCAGCCUAACAGUGUCCCCCUUUGGGACAAUGUGGCCCAUUCUGGUCCCCCUCCUGGUCCCCCUCCUAUUCCUCCAGGAUUCACACCACAUAUGUUUUGGGGCCCCAGCCCUCAUGGAGUCUUCUGGGCCCCGCAGUACAGUCCCUGGGUAUCUCUGGGGGCCGUUCCUCCCACGCCCCCAACCUUAGCUUCUGCGCCCCCGGGCAACACUCCUGUACCUCUGGCCCCCACUUCUAUGCCCGUCUCCACUCCAGUUCCCCCCGUCAUCCCCCAGGGUCACCCCACCCCAGCACCAAGCAGCCCCUCCCUGCUGAGGAGGCAGGGCCCCAAACCCCAGAAGAGCAGAACUCCUCCGCACUGCCAGGAGCCUGCUGGUCAAGUCCUGGCAGCUGAGGAGGGGCCUGGCCCACAGCUCAGAGGCGCCCUGGGCCAGGUAGUGACCGCUCGGCUGUUCCCGGACAGCCUGGAGGACACGCCCCCGCUCCUCGAGGUCCCGCCUCCACCCGAGUCCGAAUCUGCGAAAGUCAAGGCCACACACACCCAGCCUAAGGUUACGCCCCCGCUGUCCGAAUCACGGUUGCGGCCUGCAGAGACCCCGCCAGGGUCGUCUAAGGCCGAGUCUCGGAUCGCCAAGGCCACGCCCCCCUCCGCUGGGCUGGGGCUUGCAAAAGACAAAGGCACCGUGCGAGCCGGGUCCCGCCCCCCCCAGGUCCCGCCCCCUCCGGCGGAGGACGCGUCCUCCCGCCGAGGCCCGCCCCCUCCGGCCCGGGUUGGGCCGCCCGCGGCCGUGGCCACGCCCCCGCCGGCUGCCGGCCACGCCCCCUCCGAGGAGCUCCUCGCCCAGGCCGCCCGACUCCUGGCGGCUGCUGAAGAUUCUGAUGGCAGCGAGUUCCAGGACGACCCUGUACUGCAGGUGCUAAGGCUUCAGAGGGCGGAGCUGCGGCGGCAGAAAAGGAAAGUGGAUGCCCAGUUAUCCCGCCUGCUGGAACAUACCGAAGAUCCGGGGUCGUGGUCUCCUUCAGCCAGGUCGACCCCCAGAUCCUCAAGGAUGCGACUUCAGAGGGAAGGAGACUUCCGAGAGGCCAGACAACUUUGAAUUGUACAAAUGCUUUAUCCCGGUAGAACGCUUUUUCUUUAAUCCCAAUGAGAUGUGUUUUUCAGGUUACUAGUGGUCUCUGAGAAAGAGGUGGUUCUGGAAAAGCCAAGGGUGGGGAGGGGAUCCGCACAAGACUUGGAUUCACCUUACCUGACUCAACGCAGCAGUGUAUCUUGUCUCAGAGGAAGCCAAAGGGACUGGCUUCUGAACAGAGCCGAUAGGGUCUCCAGAGUACUAGACAGUGAUUAGUUUGCCUUUCCCUGUGAGCCAGCACUGCUCCUUCCCUCCCUGAAGCAUUUCCUUCCCUGGCGCCCAGCACCCACCCCUGUGCUACCCUCUCUGGUGUGGCCCAACCUGCCACUUUGUUGUGUCCCAGAGUCCUGGCCUUCUGUCUAUAUUCCUUCCCAAGUGCUGUCAUGGAGUUCAUGGUUCUAAGCCCUGUUUCUAAUUCUGAUAGCCCCCAAAUUUCUAUCUUCAGCUCAGACCUGCCCACUCACCCUCAUGCUCCUAUAGUCCGCUACCUGCUCACCAUCUCCACCCAAAGGUCAAACUCCAGUGUCUUAAACUGAGCUUCCAAUCUUCCCCCUAAACGUGUUCCUUCUCGACUUUGCUCAGCACCAUCCUAACCUCUCAGGCCAAAAACCUGGUCAUCAUCCCUGACUGCUCUCUUUCCCUCAUGUCCAUGGUCAGUUGGCUAAGAAGUCCUGUCAUCUCCACCUUUAACAUUGAUUCAGAAUAUAAAUCCUCCCCCUUCACGGCCCCCCUCAGUCUAGGCUAUCAUCACCUGUCUAGAGCAUGGAGAAGUCUCUUGUUUUGUCAGAAAAUUCCUUGACACACUUCCCAACGAAAAGUUGUCUAUGCUCCUCCAUGAAACUGAGAACUUUGUAACUUCCUAAACAAUGGAGAAAUAGGCUCUUUUUAAACUGUAUUAGAAAAAAGGAUACAAUUUUUGUCUGUUUCUCUGACACAAUUUCCACGGGUUCUCUCCAGAUAAAAAGUCCAGUUGCCAUUCUGAGCAGGAGUUUGGUUGCAUAGGUGUGUGCAGUUGUCAAAAUUCAGUGGAAUUUAUGAAUUCAUUGUACAUAAAAUUUACCUAAAAAAAAAACCCUAAAGACAUUAUCUGAAGGGUUUUCAGAACAAUAUACCAAAGUCUCAUUUAUUUUGAAAUACAUCCAAAAAUUAAUUAGGUUAAUGGGUUAAUAGAGCAGUAAUAAAUAGAUGUGAUAAUUAAUAGAUGUGUUAAUAAUAGACGUGAGGAAGCCAACACAAUAAAAUGUUAAUGGUAGAAUCUAAAUGAUGGGGCUUUGAGUGACCACUAUAAAACUUUUCAACUUUGUUGUAUGUUUAAAACUUUUCAUCAUAAAAGGCUGGAAAAUAUAUGAUCAAGAUGACUUUGAUGUCUGUAUUUUUUAAAAGGAGGGGAAUAGGGUAGAUUUCUACUAAAAGCAGCUUCUGUUUGUCACAGACAAUAGUAUGUGCAUUCAACAGUCUUUGAACAAACCAUACAUUUCAAUGAAAUCAAUAAGAAAUGUAGAUAUAAGGAGAAAUAAGAUGUUUAUAGUAGCAGAAUUGGAUCAGUUGAGGGUGAGGGACCUAGAAGGAUUCCUAAGGAAGUCACUUGUAAGCUGAGACAAGUAGGAAUCAAGGAGUUGGCAAAGGGCCAUCCUAC
Messenger RNA from Talpa occidentalis (Iberian mole), 3943 nucleotides. It is a transcript of the gene PROSER3, whose product is annotated as proline and serine rich 3. The record is from RefSeq and is a predicted model, not a curated record. Lineage: Eukaryota; Metazoa; Chordata; Mammalia; Eulipotyphla; Talpidae.